This is a messenger RNA of Chlamydomonas reinhardtii, 3861 nucleotides long. RefSeq lists its product as uncharacterized. The record is from RefSeq and is a predicted model, not a curated record. The coding region runs from base 155 to 3082 and encodes 975 amino acids. NCBI's taxonomy places the organism in Eukaryota, Viridiplantae, Chlorophyta, Chlorophyceae, Chlamydomonadales, Chlamydomonadaceae. The transcript is spliced from 18 exons. Gene Ontology annotation, biological process: monoatomic ion transport.
CUCAGAGCCAGGCAUGUCAGCCCAGGAUGCCAACGCAGCCGCUUCUUCUUCCGGCCCGCCGUUCAGCCCGCCACGGGCACCCUGGGCGCGGCUUGCUCUAUCGGGCGGCGCCGCUGCUGCUUUGAUCCUUGCAGUGGCUGCAGCGGCUGGCAGGAUGCGGGCCGCAUCGCUUGAAGCCUGGGCGGCGCCCGGUACAGCUACUUGCCCCACCACGGCAAAAGGCUGGGCUGCUGCCGGCCAAUUCACACAUCAGGCGCACGGCGCCAGCAGGCCGUUCGCUUCGCGCCCGCGCACGGGAGCCAGCUCAGUGGCGGCUGCAGCAGCUACAGCUACAGCCACCACACCGACUCCUGCGGCAGCUGUUGCAGUGAGCGCAGCGCACCAGCGGCGGUCGCUGCAAUACAAGCUGGCGUACGUAAACUAUAAGUUGUUGCAGACGCUGACGCUGCCCAUCUGGGGCAAGCUGCUGACGCUGCUGGUGGUGGUACUGCCGGUGCUCCUCACCGCGGCGUCCAUUCUGGCCGUCGUGAGCGGGGAGCAUUUCCGCGACGCGCUACUGCGGUGCUACCAUAUAGUCUGCGGCGUGCCAGGCACCAAUGUGGUGGCUGAGGAGGACCCGCAGACCGCCCUGGUGUUGUACAUGGUGUGCCUUCUGGGGCCCCUGUUCUUCGCCGCGGUCAUUGGAGUGGUUGGCGAGGACAUAAAGCGGACGGUGUCGGCGGCGCGCUUCGGCAACCACCCUGUGCCCGAGAGCAACCACACAGUCAUCCUGGGACACAAUGGCAAACUGGUGGAGCUUCUGCGGCAGAUUACCCUGUCCCGGCGCCAACGCGGCGCGUUCCCCGGCCAGCUGGUGGUGCUGUGCGACACGCCCCGGUGGGACCUGGAUGCCGAGAUACUGGAGGCGCUGGGGCCGGCGCUGGCGGGGCAGGUGGUGACGCGGCAGGGCAAGCCGUUCAAGGUGGCCGACCUCGUGAAGGUGGCGGCGGGGCGCGCGUCCACCGUGGUAGUGCUGGCGCCGGAGGCAGGCUCGGGAGGCGGAGGCGCAGGUGGUGGCAGUGGCGCAGGUGGCGGAGGCAGUGCCGGCGGUCGGUCGGCGUCGCACCCUGACAAGGAGCGCUACGUGGAUGGCCAUGAGGCCCUUUCGCCCGAGGCCCUGCAGGCGCUGACGCUAUCCUCGCUGGCCAUCCUGCGCGCCGAUGCCGCCGCGGAGGGAGGGCUGGACAGCACCAAGCCGCAGCUGGUGCUGGCGCAGCGGACCGAAACGCUGGACCUGGUGCUGGCGGCGCGGGCCGCACAGGGCCGCAAGCCGGGCACAGCCGGGGACACUGUAUAUAUCACCUACAGCGCCAACACACACGUGUUGGCCCGUUGCGCCAUGGACCCAGGCUACGGCGAGGUGGCGUCCGCGCUGCUGCGCCACUCGGCCGGCGGCAAGGCGCCCAAGACCGCCAAGUUCUACGUGCAUCAUGUGCCUGGCUUGGCGGGCCUCACGUACGGCGAGGCACGGCAGCUCUUCCCGCGCGCGCUGCUGUGCGGCCUCCUGAGUCCUGCCUCCAGCGGCGUCGCCGGCCCCGCCGCCGCCCCCGACACGUCGCUCAACCCACCCGAGGUGACGCUGAUUGACCCCGAGGAUGACCUGAUCUUCUUGGCUACGUCGCGGCGAGACCUGCUGCCGGAUGCGGCGGCGCUGGGCGAGGCGCGGAGGCAGGUGGAGGAGCGGGAGCGUCUGGGACUGCCGCUCAAGGGCGCGCCCAAGCCGCGCCCGCUCACGGCUGCGGAGCGGGCCGCCGCGCGCGAGGCCGUGCCGCCGGUGCGCGUGGUGGUGCUGGCGUUCAGCGGCGAGCAGCUGACAACACUGGUGGAUGCGCUGGGCACUGUGUGUCCUCAAGGCUCGCAGGUGCUGCUGCUGGGCGGUGACCGAGCGGACGCGGCGCAGUGGGAGCGGCGCUGCUCGGCCGUGGCGGGGUCGCGGCUGCGAGUCAAGUCCAUGGCUGCCAGCCCGCGCUCGGCGGCGGCGCUGGCAGAAGCUGACGCGGCCAACGCGGACGCCAUCAUUAUUGCGGGCCUGGAGGAGGCGGACGCGCACGCCGCCGACGCGCAGGCGCUGGUGACGCUGCUGCAGCUCAAGACCCUGCUGGCAGACAGCCCCCUGCCUUACGUGCUGCCACAGCCCCCGCCGCAGCCGCCGCAGCAGGCGAAGCAGCCGGCGGCUCCCGCUGCUGACGAGGCGCCAGCUGCUGGCGCGUCAGCACCUUGCGGUACCGGCGACGUAGACAUCGGCAACCAGGGCGGCACAGCCCUGACAGCCGCAGCGCCUGUGUCCAGCAGCCCCUCGGAGUCCCCGGCUGCGCCGCCGCCGCCGCUGCCACCUCCGCCACCGCCGCCGCCUAAGCCUCUGACACUCGUGUGCCACAUACGAGACCCCGGCACCCGCUAUGUCGUUCAGACGCUGGCGGGAGAUGGCAGCGGCCGGCCCUCCCUGCUCUCUGGCGCCACGUCCUCCGCACACAGCGAUGCUGGCGGUGGCACUGACAUCUUCAGUCUAUUCACUGGAGGGGGCGGCGGCGGUGGCAGCAGCGGAGGAGGCGGCGGCGGCACGGGGCUGUGGGAGCGGGGCCUGCACGUGGAGGCGGUGCAUCCCGAACACCUGCUCACCGACGUUCUGACCGAGGUGGCGGGUGACCCCCGGCUCGAGGGUGUGUACCGGGAGCUAGCCUCGGCCGCCGGCAAUGACCUGUUCCUGCGGGCACCCGCACAGCUGGGGCUGCCAGUGGGCAGCCCGCUCAGCCUGCAACAGGUCUGUGACAAGGUGCGCGAGCGCGGGUCCACAUACCUGGGCAUCCUGCGUGGCGAACAGCUGGCGACUCGCGGCAGUGGCGGCGGCAGUGGCAGUAGCAGCCGCAGCGUUGGCAGUGGUAAUGGCAGUAGCAGUGUCGGCGGCACGGCGCAGGCAGGCAGCAGGCGGGAGGGUGUGGGGGCGGAGCAGCGGCGGCUGAGCCUAGGGCUGCCGCAUGAGGGGCCCGGCGCGGUGGUGACGCUGCAGCCCGGAGAUAGGCUGGUGGUGCUGGCGGUGCGGUAGCAGUAGCAGCAGCAGAAGCAGUAGCAGGGGACUGCGGGGCAUGACGAGGGGAAGUAAGACCGCACUGCGCACGACAACGAUGGGGCGCAUCUGUCCCAGCAUUUUCUUUGCAUCAGAACGUUGAUUUGGGGGUUGGCUUGAGAUGAGGUGUGCCAACCCGGGAACCCGGGAAUUACCAAACGGGGUUCACUUGGGGGCGUGCCCAUACACGCCGUUCCGUCCAAAGACCGAACCUUGGGGCAUGUGCAGGUUUGGGCGGGGCAGGUGCAGGUGUGGGCAGGUGCAGGUUUGGGCGGGGCAGGUGCAGAAAUUACAGCGUCCUGAGCGGUCGCCUGUGCUAUGCGCAAGCUCAACACAUUGUUCGCGUGUGGGGACGCCGCGUUAGCGAGCGCGAGAGCCACGGAUGGCCCUAAUACACCAUGGGGGCAUGUCGCACCCGUGGAGGGCACUGAAAGGAGGCACGGACUAGGUCACGGAGGUCACAGCAAUGCCAGGGAGCGAGCACACGCGCAAGCGUUGCUGAGUUGUACGGUACCCUUUUCCAUCAGGCCGCAUAGGCCGCACGCAGCAGUGAGGACUGAGGAGUGUUGUUGCUAGAGGAUUCCUGCUGUGCGGUUUAUUGCUUGCUGUGCUUGUGCUUGGAAGCGGGACGUGGCUGGACACAGUACGGCGGGCCGUGCCUGCUGUACGAACCGACCCCGGCUAUGUCCGGGAGAUGAGGCAGACGCUUGCGGCCUCAGACUCGAUACGUGGCUCAUCAGCCGACUUUUCCCAUAUCU